UAUACAUACAUUGUGAUUAAUCUUAAUGCGACAGAUAUACAUGUGUGAUAAACUAAACUAGAAAAUGCAUGCAACUAUUUAGUGUCUAUAAAAAUCGCGAGCAAGUGGUCAACAACACCUUCUGCCACCUGUUGUGUUUUUUUUUCUUUUUGCAAAUAUUUAGUGUCUAUAAAAAUGUGUGCACAAUAAAUGAUGACCAGUACUACAUUGCAUCAUUAAUUCGAGUGACAUAAGGUCAAACUAGUCUUUCUGUAUAAUAUAAACCCUUACGGCGCCGCUCAUCCUCAUCUGACGACACACAACAUACCUUGCCAAGAAGAAAAGGAAUCCGCCACGAAAAUGGCCAUGGCAGCCGCCUCCUACUUGAGCAGUGCGAGUGCCAUCUUGCUCUACGCCGCUCUCUUCUUUGCCGGCGCUCACGCCGAGGCCAAGCCGACCGAGGUGGUAACCUCCGAAGUCCCAAGCACACUCCCCGUAUGCAAGACUGUCGGCGGUGGCAGCACCUUCUUCGACGUCCAGUUCUGUGUGGAGGCACUCGGCUCCGAUGGCCGCAGCGCCAACGCCGGCACGAACUACGGCGCCUACUCCGUCAUCGCCACCGACCUCCUCACGGCCAACGCCACCAGCACGGCGACCAAGAUCGACGGCCUGCUCCGGGAGCGCGGCGGCAAAGGCGACGAGGCCAUGACGACGCGCUGCCUCCGGUCGUGCCGAGCGCUGUACGGCGGCGUGGUGAAGAGGCAGAUCAGCUGCGCGGCCGCCGUCAGGGGCAGGAGGGGCGGCGAGGCCACGAGGUGCCUGGAGACAGUUGCGAGCGCGGCGAAGGAGUGCGAGGAGGGAUUCCGGAAGAGCAAGGUAGCGUCGCCGGUGACGAUGGAGAACGACGACGCGUUCAAGCUUGCCAAGCUCGCCGUCGCGCUGCUCAGCUGGGCUCAUUAGUAACUGAAGAAGCUUCAGGAUGUGUCUAGUAGGGCGAAACAUGUUUCAU
This is a messenger RNA of Panicum hallii, 988 nucleotides long. RefSeq lists its product as uncharacterized. Gene Ontology annotation, molecular function: enzyme inhibitor activity. The record is from RefSeq and is a predicted model, not a curated record. The coding region runs from base 340 to 939 and encodes 199 amino acids. The transcript has a single exon. Lineage: Eukaryota; Viridiplantae; Streptophyta; Magnoliopsida; Poales; Poaceae.